UCCGCUCGCGCAUCCAGCGUCCUUUCUCUUCUGCUCUCUUUUCUUUUGUCUCCCCACGCAGGCAUGCCCGCUGCCGACGGGGACUUGGAGGGAGGCCGCGCGUGGCGGGGGGUGGCGACCCCUCCUCACGACGGCGGUUUCACGUGGCUCACCAUGAUGGGUUUCUGGUUCCUCACCUUAAACACAGCCAUGGCCAUCUACAGUUCGCAGGGUGAUCCGUGGGCCAUCGCCUUCGUAGCCUUCUCCUACCUCGACCUGCUUCUGCUCUUCUACUGCCUGCAGUUGUUUGGGCCAGUGCAUGACCCCAACUCCUGGCGCGUGCGCUGCGUGAAGGCAUCCGUGCGGGUGCUGACCGCGCUGCUCACGGUGAUGUUCUCCCUGAAGGUGGCCGCCGUCAUGCCGCUUGCACUUGCUAUUAUGGUUUGGGCUUUGGCAGGCUCCACGGUGAUCGGAGGUUUCUACGCCUUCUUCGUCCACCGGGACGCGACAGCAGGCAGUCAUCCGGCUCGUGCGUAAGGAAACAUAUGGCGCGUGUGUAUUGUCGGUGGUUUCUACGCCUUCUUCGUCCACCUUACAAAUGUGUGCGCGAUCCAGCGUGUCAUGAUU
Messenger RNA from Phragmites australis (common reed), 606 nucleotides. RefSeq lists its product as uncharacterized. Lineage: Eukaryota; Viridiplantae; Streptophyta; Magnoliopsida; Poales; Poaceae. The transcript has a single exon. Bases 64 to 516 code for a protein of 150 amino acids. The record is from RefSeq and is a predicted model, not a curated record.